AUGGCGGCGCGGGGCCAGUGCCCCGAGUGCGGCUCGGGGUCGCUGGUGGAGGACGCGCACUACGCGCAGCAGCAGCUGGUCUGUGCCGCCUGCGGCUGCGUCCUGUCCGAGGGGCUCCUCACCACCACCUACACCGACGAGGAGCAUCUGCGGGAGGUCGCCUAUUCCCAGAGCACCGGCCAGAAGGAGCAGCUGAGCCGCUGCCUGCAGCGAGGGAUCCGGCGGGUCCAGGACCUCUGCAAGGUGCUCAAGCUGCCAGCAGCCUUUGAGGAAACGGCUGUGUCCUACUUCCAGAGGGCCCUGGAGCUCCCUGCCUUCCACCUGGUCAGCCUGGAGAAGAAGGAGCUGCUGGGGGGCUGCUGUGUGCUGGUGACGUGCCGGCAGCGCCGCUGGCCGCUCACCAUGGGCACCGUGUGCUCCCUGCUCUAUGCCAAGCAGGAGCUCUUUGCCAGCGUCUUCCUGAGCCUGCAGAGGGAGCUGGGGCUCUCUGUGCCCGCCCUGAGCCUGGCAGACCUGGUGACAACACACCUGAGCAGCUUCCGGCUGGUCCAGCCCAACGCCAACAUCCCUGCGCCCUUCCUGGAGGACAAGGAGCAGCUGGUGGCCCGGACCAUGGCCAUUGUGGAGCUGGCCAGUGACACGUGGCUGGUGACCGGCCGGCACCCGGUGCCCGUGGUCACGGCCGCGGCGUUCCUGGCCUGGCAGUCGCUGCGGCCCGGCCCGCGCCUCUCGUGCCCCCUGGCACGGUUCUGCCGCCUGGCAGGGGUGGAGCUGCCCCCUCCAGCCCAGCUGAGGCUGAAGGAGCUGCUGGAGAUCCUGCUGGCCAUGGCCUCCCAGCUCUCCUGGCUGCGUGGAUUCUGCCUGGACAAGAAGACGGUGGUGAAGCACAUCGGGGACCUGCUGCAGCACCGGCUGUUCCUGCUGAAACGCGCCUUCAGCCAGCAGGACACGGGCCUGGGCAUGAGCUCUGUGAGCCAGGAGUGCCAGGGCUCUGCGAGCCAGGGGUGCCAGGGCUCUGGCCUCCCCAGCUCUCCUGCGGUGCCACAGCAGCAGGGCUGUCCCUGGGCAGGGCAGCAGCAGCAGAGGGGCACCCUGAGGCCCCUGCUGCCCCCCUGCCUCCUCCACCCCAGGAAGAGGCUGCGGGCGGCGGCUCCGAGCGCUGCGAGCGCGGCCCUGACGGGCGACGAGCCCAUCUCAGACAGCGAGAUCGAGCAGUACCUGAGGAGCCCCGAGGAGAUCCGAGCCUUCAGGAGGGCCAAGGCUUGGUCCUGAAGGUUGCUGUGACCCAGAGGGACAAUUUGGGGACCAGAAGUGUGAAGCCCACCAGGGACAGAGUGAUUGUGCUGCAGGGACAGGGAAUGAGGCUGUGGGGAGGGAGCAGGCUGUGUCCUCCUUAAUGUGCUGGGGCUUUUUAUGGAGUGACUGCUUCAGGUCAUGUUACAUUUCUGUUGUAAGUAAAUAAAAGCACAAAAGGUGCCAGGUUUUUCCA
Agelaius phoeniceus (red-winged blackbird) is the source of this 1489-nucleotide messenger RNA. The record is from RefSeq and is a predicted model, not a curated record. NCBI's taxonomy places the organism in Eukaryota, Metazoa, Chordata, Aves, Passeriformes, Icteridae.